ACCCUUGUUUUAACCCAACACUUUUUAGCCCCCAAAAAUUAAACCCCCUUGUCUGAAAAUGGCAAGCUCUAAGGCUGCCGGAGUUAUGCCCAUGGCUGCUUUCCUCGCCGUCUUCCUCCUCAUAUCCACUGGCACCGUCGCCGCUGCUCUGUCCUAUGAGUCGAUCAUACCACAAGAAUUUGCACUUGGACGAAAAGUUCUUGAAGACAAAUAUGAAGCCAAUGGUAGAAGUGGAUAUAACAGCAAUGAACCCAAAGGCAGAGGUGGAUAUAACAGCUACGAACCCAAUGGUAGAAGUGGAUACAAUAGUAACGAACCCGAUGGUAGAGGUGGAUAUAACAGCAAUGAACCCAAUGGUAGAAGUGGAUACAACAGUCAUGAACCUAACGGUAGAAGUGGCUACAAUGGUUACAAGCCGACGGGAAGGGGAGGCUAUAACUAAACAUUUGUAUAACUCAACCAUGGUUGAGAUGGUUGUUGUACUAAAAACAAUAUAUAAAAAUAAAUAAGACUCAAUAGAGUCAAAACUUUAGAAGUAUUUGUACGAGUUU
Molecule: messenger RNA, 551 nt
Organism: Cucurbita maxima (winter squash)
Lineage: Eukaryota; Viridiplantae; Streptophyta; Magnoliopsida; Cucurbitales; Cucurbitaceae
Product: P granule abnormality protein 1-like
Exons: 2
Coding region: 59-442 (127 amino acids)
Source: RefSeq, a predicted model, not a curated record